Messenger RNA from Nezara viridula (southern green stink bug), 3147 nucleotides. The record is from the annotation of a GenBank genome assembly. NCBI's taxonomy places the organism in Eukaryota, Metazoa, Arthropoda, Insecta, Hemiptera, Pentatomidae.
AAUUCAAAAAUGGUAUAAAAAAAAAAUGUUUCCUUGCAUGUUAUAUUUGGCAUUUGCAUUAAACAUCAUUGAAAAAAUCUUUAAUUUAGAUUGUACCUUGCCCAUAUGUUCUUGCUCAGGAUUAACUGUAUCUUUAAAAAAUUACUCAAUUUCUUCACUAAGAAAGGAAAUGAAAACCUACAAAUCUCCAUACAAGAAAGAGUGUGAUCAUACUCAUAUUUUUAUAUUAAAAUCUUGGAGAUAUUAUUAAUGAAUUUAAAAACCUAAGUUCUAUAUAAAAGUAUUUUAUAAGGCUGUAACCAAUUAAUCUUAACAUACUAGACCAAUAUAAUCUUACUACCUCAAAAGUAAAAAUUAACUAUCUAAGAAUGCCUUUUGUAUUGAUUGGAAACAUCAUGAAACGUAAUUCUGAUAUGAAAUCUGAGCGGGGUGGUUUAAAGCGAAGUCGCCAAUCUGAGGAGCCUUCAUUGAGACUUUUAAUUCCCUCCAAGGUAGCUGGUUCUAUUAUAGGUAAAGGAGGAAAGAAUAUCAGUCGAAUAAGAUCAGAUUUUAAUGCUACCGUCCAGGUACCAGAUUGUUCAGGCCCAGAAAGAGUAGUGUCAAUUACUGCUGAUCAAGAAACAUCACUUAAUAUCUUAGGUGAAAUCAUUCCAUGUCUGGAUGAAUUUUUUUCUUCUUCAAAGAAUGAAGUGGAUGUAAGGUUGCUGGUUCACCAAUCCUUGGCUGGAUGUGUCAUAGGCAAAGGUGGUGCUAAGGUUAAGGAACUAAGGGAAAAGACUUCAGCUAAAAUCAAGAUUUUUGGAAACUGCUGCCCACAAUCUACUGACCGUGUUGUCUCUGUUGUUGGUUCUCCCGAAGUUGCUUUGAAUGGAGUUAGGGAAAUACUUUCAUUACUGAAAGAUACUCCCCAGAAAGGAUAUUCUGAACUUUAUGAUCCGUCUAACUUUGAUGAAGAAUUUGCUGAGGAUUAUGGUGGCUUUGGCAGUGGAAGAAUCAGUGGUGGAAGGCCUAUAUGGGAAGGUGGUGCUCCUGGCAGAUUUCCCCCACCCCCUCCUCCUCCACCAUCAGUACCGUUCAGAAGAGGAGACAUUCCUGAUCAGACCCAAGUGACUAUUCCUAAAGACUUAGCUGGAGCUAUUAUAGGAAAGGGUGGAUCCAGGAUUAGAAAAGUACGUUCGGAUUCUGGAGCUGAGAUCACCAUAGAUGAGCCAUUACCAGGUUCUAAUGACAGGAUCAUUACAAUAAAAGGAAAUCCCGAUCAGAUACAGCUGGCUCAGUACCUGCUGCAGCAGGCAGUUAGAGAGUCCCGCGGCAGCAUAAAACCACAGAGCAAGGAAAUAGUCUCCAGUGGUUUUCUUGGACCCUUGUUCUCCAGAUCAGCAUAGCUUCAUGGAAUCAUGUCCUAAUAUACCUGGAAGUACCUAUUUCUUUUGUAAUAAGAAGCAAAUAAACAGGUCCAGAUAUUACCUUCCGCCUUUCAUCAACACUGCUUAUUCUUCCAAAUCCACUUAUUAUGUUUGUGAUCCAACCAAAUGAAAAUGUUAACUAUAUGCUGUCAUUUUUGUAAGGGAGAAAACAUUUUAUUUUUUCAUGGCUCUGUUGGAAAAGCAAAGGAAAUGGAUAAAUUGUUUUUACCUAGAUAAGUACCACAUUGACUUUUCAUUUUAUUGUAAUCCUUCUGUAUUUCCUAUGAUUUCUGUUAUUAAAAGUAAUUAUUACAUUACUUUUUAUUAAGAAUCUAAACCAUAGAAUUUUAAACUUUUAAAAUCAUUCAUUUUUUUUGGUUAGCUGUUAUGUAGUUGUAGAAUGCUGAUUAUGUAACCAUUUGAAUGUUCAGUAUUAAUUUAUAAGUUAAGAAUAAUAUUAAGUAAUAGUUGCUUUUGUUGAAAUAAGCCGAUUUAUUUAGGAAAUUUUCUAAUUAUAUAACUUAUUAUACUGUGGUUCCUAAUAUUAUAGUAAUUUCAGAGAAAUUACUAUACAUUGCUGCUACCAGAUUUUUUUUAUUAAUGAAAAUGUUCUUUAAAAGAUAAGAUACAUUGUAUCACUAUCAAGUGCGAUAGAUUUAUUUAAAUCAGAUGUUAUUUUUUGUUCUAGGUUAUUCUAGAAAUAAGAAUGUAUGAUAUGUGAAUGUUUUUGAAUCUAUAAAUGUAAGAGUAAAAAAAAAUCCUUGUAAGAGGUACAGAAUUAUGUUUAUGUUGGUAAUUUCUUAACUUGAACAGAAGCUUUCUUUUCAGAAUCAGUUGUAUAUUUACCUACACAAAUUGUUCCGAUUUGUUUCAUGAGGUGCAAUAUGUUUUUAUUGUAAACUAUAAAUCUUUUAUAUCCCCUUUCAGAAAUUAAAGUUAAAUGAAGAUUGAAAUUAGAUUUUAUGAAAAAUUCAGCAUUUAUUAACAUUAUUUUGUUUACUCUCUACCUGAGUUGCUAAACUUUUAUUAUUUUCAGUAAUUUGAUAAACUAAUCAAUAUAGAAAAUGUGUGAAGUUAACCUCCUCUAAUUGACUCUUUAAAUACUAAACAGUGAAAAUUAUGAAAGAACUUUGUCAUAUACUAGCAUGGUUAUUGGUAGAGCAUAUUUUUAUUUUGACACUUAUCAUUUUCCGGGUAAAAACAAAACACCUAGUAAAAUAAGAAAAGGAUAGAUGAUUAUUCCUUUAAGAAUCAAAUUGUAUGGAAAACUUAUUUCCAGACUACUUCUACUGUGGUAAUGAAUUAGCUUGAAUGUUUAUUUUUUCAUUAUAUCAUUAAUCUUUUCGGUCACCUAAUAAUUUAGUUGAUAUGUUGUCUGAUAAUAAUCUAUUCAUUGAUCUGUGUCCCCAAAUUAACUUCAAUUAAUAAUCGAGAUGUUUCGGAUGUUAUAAAUUAUUAUGUGAUUACAGUGAAUUUAUUUAUUUGAAAAGAUCUCAUGGGACCAUUAAAAUGUUACAUGUUCCUAACUUUUCAUUAUACCAACUUUUUUUUUUAAAGAAUAUUUCAUUGUUACAUUAGAAUUAUUAUUGAUUCUUGGUUAAAACUAUUAUGACAUGUAUAUAUCUCUUUAUUUUUUUUUAAGCAAUCCAUUUGCUAAUAUUUUGUGAAUUUAUUUGUAUUGUAUAUGAGAAUUUGUAUAUUCUUAAAAAUAAUAUUUAUAGUCUGUGAUAUUUAUCUGUGA